Messenger RNA from Dendronephthya gigantea, 1979 nucleotides. RefSeq names its product bridging integrator 3-like. Gene Ontology annotation, cellular component: actin cortical patch; cytoplasm. NCBI's taxonomy places the organism in Eukaryota, Metazoa, Cnidaria, Anthozoa, Malacalcyonacea, Nephtheidae. The transcript has 3 exons. Gene Ontology annotation, molecular function: protein binding; lipid binding. The record is from RefSeq and is a predicted model, not a curated record. Gene Ontology annotation, biological process: plasma membrane tubulation; endocytosis; actin cortical patch localization. The coding region runs from base 234 to 989 and encodes 251 amino acids.
AAUUCGAACCGUUUUAUGUUCUCUCUGCUGUGGAAGAGAAUGCUUUAGCCUUUAGAGGACCUGAAAGCAAGUAUUUUGGAAGAGAGUUGGGUUAAGGUACCUGCGUUACUAUACCACAGUUUACCAAUGAAUGUACCAUAUACCUAAGGAUACCUUGAUUUGGCGCCAGUCACGUCAGUGAUCCUCAGUGCAGGGAUCGCGUUUCUUAACGAUGCAGUACUUCAUAGCUCAAAAUGAGUUGGAGCUUCUUCAACAAAAAGAAACUUGCGCCGAAAUCAAGUGUCGACCGAGAGUUUGAAAGAGAAAUAGCAAGAUGCAACGAACUUGAAGCGAACACAAAAAAGCUCUACAAGGGCAUGAAGCGUUGCAACGAAUCGUUUGAAGAACUGACAAAAAUAGAGCUCAAGAUUGCUCAAGAUAUUUCUACUAUGCCUACAAAUGAAGAAUCAAAUGGACUUAAUCACGCUGAUCUUUUUGCGAAAACGUUGAAAAGUCUUGAAUCGCAUCGAGUUGAAUUGGCGUCAAAUGUUGUCAAAACAACAAUUGAACCUAUGAGGAAGUUUUAUGGUGUUUUUCCAAGCGUUAAUAGCGGUGUAAAGAAGCGGGAGCAGUGCUUACAAGAGUACAUGAGAUUAAGGGGAAAAGUUGACAAAUACAAAGAUAAGGAAAAGACUGCACAAAACAUGAGUAAACUUGAACAGUAUGAGAAGGAACUUGAGACAGCCAGAAUUGAUUAUGAAACUCAAAAUGUUUUAAUGUUGGAUGGGCUACCUCAGCUGUGGGAAGGUAGAGUUACAUAUUUUGAACCAUGUUUUGAAGCCUUACAAAGGUCACAAGUUGAUUACUACAGCAAAUGUUGCCAAGCAUAUAGUGACCUGGUCCACACACUUGAGGGUGAUAAUGUUGCUGAUGAUGAGGAAGAUGUUCAACUUGAUGUGCAAGACAUGCUCAAUGACUUGAGAUCAUUGUCAAUUAUUGGAAAUGCCUGAGAGGCUUACUCAUAAGUCUAUCUUGCAAUCAAUAUAUAUCUGGCAAAGCAUCUUGGUUUAAAAACCUUUUGGUUUGAUUCCAGCUGAUUUUGGCAGAUUAAACAACAUAAAACUAUACACACAGUGAUCCACCAUUUUUUGAAGUUUUGCGUUUUUUGUUGAAAACAGUGAUUUUUUGAAGAGAAAGAACUGACUGCACACACCACAGUAACUUAAUUGUGUCAUUGCCAAGGUAGUCAAACUGACAAUACCUUCUGUUAUUGCAACUUGCCUAAACUGUCAAUAUAUGACUGUGAAAUGCACUGCCGAAAUUUAUAAAACCUAGAAAGAUGGUGAAAAAGUGCAUAAAAAAUAGCGAAAAUAAUUAAAUAGUUACCUACCUUACUUUAUAAAGUGACUUCAUUGCAAACUAUGUUUAAUGUCCGUUAUUCAGAAAUAAUGCUCAAAAUUAAUACAGCAAAAAUUGUUUCCUUAGGAAUUUUGAAAAAUGGGUUAAUUUUAAUUUUAAACCAUGUGUUAGGUCCCUUGGCUGAUGUAAAAAUAUUAUUUUCCUGCAUGUCAAAUGAAUUCAUGGAACCUUUAGCGAUUUCUAACAAUGUAAGGGAAGAGAAUUUAUAAAUUACUCAAACUUUAUUUUCCAACUAAACUUUUUACAACAACUUAUGCUUUGUCAGAAAUUGAGAAACAAAAAAACUUUCUUUGAGAAAACAAAUUUUUUUUGAGAGAAAAAAAGUUUUGAUUAUAGCCAACCCCGCAGGCAUUUCUAUUCAAUUCUGAUUGCGGCAAACAAGUCUCAUAAAAAGUUCCUCUAUUUAGUCUAAAAAACGAGGUCCAAAAAUUCGACUCAGUAUUAAAGUAAUAUUCAUAUUUGGCUUACACAACGAUUAACGUUCGAAUAAUCAUCAUGCAGAGAGCUCUACUGUAAAAAGACAGUGCCUGGUAGAAUAAAAUACUAUAAAAAGACAAUGCCUGGUAGAAUAAAAUAACGCA